Amoebophrya sp. A25 is the source of this 1143-nucleotide messenger RNA. The record is from the annotation of a GenBank genome assembly. NCBI's taxonomy places the organism in Eukaryota, Dinophyceae, Syndiniales, Amoebophryaceae.
GUUUUCUUCUCAACCUCUACAAUGAAGCACAGACGGAGAUACAUGCAAGAAGAACGAGGAAGAAGGUCGAACAUCCCAUAAAGAUCUAGUCUUAAUCGGAAAAAGAGUCUUCCAAUCAUGGAUCUCCCACCGAGCAGCCGCCAUAGCGCAGAGGAGGUUGGACUCCAUUGCGAAAUGAGGACUAUCGAAAUCGACACAGACCUGAUAAAAAUGCAGAAUACUAUCCGAUCUCAACGGCUCCUUCUUUUAAGGCUCAUACUCUUGAAAAUUGAUCUUAAAAAGCAUCUUCUUGGAACGGCUUUCCUUCUCUUAGAUAAGCUUUUCUAAUUCGUGAGGAGUGGGGUGCUUUCGUGAAGACGGAGGAAGAGAAAAGGCGAUUCGCAUUGGCACAGGCCGACUUCGAUCAACUCUGCAGUCGAUUUGCUGCUUUGGAAGCCAGGGAACGUCCAGAGAUUAACCCAGUGGAACAAGGCGAUGGCGAGGAUGCGAAAAAUUGAGGUCUUCAAUGAGACCACUACGUGAGACAAACUCUAGGAACCCUAAGACAAACUCUAGGAACCCACCCCAUGUGUGAUUGUGGAGAUAUUCGUUGAUCGCAGUAAAGUCAAUAUAGUUAUAGUCCUCACAAAGCAACGACCUCCUUUGAGUAAAGAGAGAAGCUUUUGUACCUGUUGUGAAAGCAAGGGGGAUCAUUGCCGAACCACAGAAUCACCAGGUAAACUUCAGUGCCUGGCUCGUUAGGAUCCACCUAGUACAACUAGCGGAAGCGUAAACGGAUUCCCGUUCACCUCAGGGAUAUUUUUUGUCAUCUCUUACAUGAGACCUUACAAGAGUUGCAUCACGCGACUUCUCUUUCGAAUGUCGGUCCCUCGAAGUGUCAGGACACUGAUUUUUUAACCGCUACAAGAGAAGCUGUUUUUAAAGAGAAUUGACCACUAGCUACAACAACUACUGACCUGUUACGAGGAGGAGUAGACUACUCACCCAGUAGCUAGUGUACUCACAAUCUGCAACAACACCGCAACAACACAACGACAAGGACUACAAACAUAUUGAAUAUAAACAUAAUGUCUGUACCCACUGCUCCGUCCUCGGGUCUUCCUGAGUUUUCGUCGCUGCGCGCUCCUGGGUACAGCGCAGCCC